AGAGGACUCACACACACACAAACACACACACACACACACACACACUCAAACACACACACACACACACACACACUCAGUUCACAGAGCAGUGGAUAAUCUGAUCUCACCGCUGAACAACUGUUGGUUUCCCUCUGAUCUGAUUUCAACAAGCUGCUUCGGGAAAAACCAAGAAGAGCGAAUAAGGAGUAAAAGGAAAAAAGACGUAAAAUAUCCAGGCGUUAAUCCUUCAGGAAUCAGAGAUGACAAGUCAACGGCUCCCCUCCUGCUCAGAUCAUUUAAGAGGCAGUCUGUGAAGUGUUCCAUCAUGGCUGCCUAAAGCCUCAGGGGUUCAGAAAGCAAUAUGGCCCCAGCCCUGACCAAAAUCCUGAAAGAUGGCCAUGGCAUCCACCUGUCCUCACCUCUUUCCUCUGUCAGAGGGGACUCCAAUGGGAGAGCCAUGCACAGGACUGAGCUGGAUCCUCACAUGAGGCCCACAGAGGACGGUGACCCCCAGAUGUGGCUGAACCUCUCCUUCUGUCCCUCUCUGGACCCCUGCCUGCCAGCGAGACCCCUGAAGGUCCUUGCCAACCCUGUGCUUCCCCCAUGUCUGGAGGCGUCUGCCAGCCAGUGGGAGUCGGUGGUCCUCUCCAGCCCUGCUUCUCUCCUCGGAUUCCUCUCCUUUAAUGAAGAUCCGAGAGAUUCUCAUCAGGUGGUCUCGGUCCUACCAGGUGUACCAGACAUGUUUUUAGGCCCUGUCCCUGAGCACAAUAGCCAAGAGGCUUGUUUGCUGCAUGGCCGGGGUGCUGCUCAUGAAUGUGGGCCAGAUGGUGGUGAUGUGCACCGCUCCCCUUUCACACUGACUAGUGUUUCUCAAUCAGAUUUCUUUGGGGAGAUUAAGUCCCAGGACUGGGCUCCCUUUUCUCCACCCCCACCGACACUGACACAGGAGAGAGCAGCCAGAGUGGACUGUGCUCCUCUAGCUUCAGAGCAGUCUUGCAGUGGCAGCUUGAACUUUGACCAGCUGGUACCCAGAGCUGUGCUGGAGGAGGCCAUGAAGGAGCAGCUCUCUAGGCAGGAAGAGUUGCAAGGCCAAGCUUGGAGGCUGCAGAAGAGACUGCAAGCCCUGCUCGGAGAGCACGCUUUGCGACACUGCAACCAGCAGCUGGAGGGGCUGAAACAGCACAUUCAUCUUGGGGAUGUACUUAACGACAGCCUGGACUCCAGCCAUCUUGGUAUAGUACCUCCACAAGUGGGUGGCAAACCCUUUCUGUCUUCACUAGAGUCGUCCACAGCAUCAUCUUCCUUCACGGAGCACAGAGAGUUGAGCCGCUCCAGCCAGGCGGUGCUGAGAGGCCUGCAGGAGGCCUUGGACUCUGAGGCCACAGCCAGCAGCAGCUCAGACGAUGAGGUGGAGGAGGAGAAGAAUGUCAGCAAAACCACAACAUCACGUGUCAGCAGCAGCAGCAGCAGAUGUGCGAGGCGAUGGCUGGAAGAGAGAGUGGAGCUGGGCAGCAGAUGGAGCUGGCUGCAGCUGCGUCUGUCCGAGCUGGAGGGGAGGAUACAGCAACUGGUGGAGCUCCACAAGCAUAUCCGCUCGUCCAAAGGUGGUGUGGUGCUCGCAGCGUCCCAGCCGCUGACAGACAGGCAGAUUCAGCAGACCCUGCUGAAGGAAGUGGAAGGGUUAUGCUGCACAGCGUCAGAUGCUGACACUGAACCUUGCAGCCCCACACACCUUCUGCACAGCAUAGAGAGGCAGAGCGCCCAGCUCAGCCAGAUCGUCAGAAGUCUGAUGCCUCCGCUCAGCUUUUCACCGCUCUCAAAACAAGCACGGACCUGUAAAGACAAGAGAUCCUUCACCAGUGGUCAGAGAGAAGAUGAUGCUUUUCUGCCCGGCGGCUCUAAGAGACAGAGACUGGCGACCACAAGGCGGUACAAGGCUGAUGCGUGGGUUUGUGCCCGAACCCGGCCUUUGGUCUCCUACCACAAGCCCAAACUGUUCACUUUCAACACACACAACUCCAGCAGUUCACAGGAGCCGUGGAAGUCCAUGUCCACACUCAGCUCUUCACUCUCCUCAUCUUCCUAUUCGUGCUGCUCCUCUCCCGCUGUCCUGUGUUCUGAUGCCGACUGCAGCUCCAGCAGCUCGGCCCUGACCUCCAGGAGAAAGAGCUCCAGAGCUCACUGUGCGAUGUCUCUUUCAUUUGGCACUCCUCAGGCCCACCCCCCACAGAGAGCCCUCGCUCGAGAAGAAUGGUCCCAGAGGACGUUAGUUGUCGAUGCCCAAUCGCCCACUCCAGUACACUUCAAGAGACGCACCUCCACGCCACUGCACAACAGUCACAAAUACAAGCAGCAUGCAAGACAUCUUAAAAGCAGAGUUAUGGGUCUGUCACCUAUCAGGAUGACAGGCUCUGCUCAGGGUCGACACAGGAGAGCCAAUCAGAAGGAGAGGAAGAGGAGACACAGCCACAGGCUUGAGGAAGAUUAUAAAGAUGUCCUGUACCGGUCAUGUGAGCCGGAGGGAAGUUCAGACGACGUGCUGGAGGAGAGCUACACACAGUUUCCACGCAAGCAGGACUCGCAAGGCUCUGUUCGCAAACGCCAGGGAGAGAGUGUGUACAACAUCAACAACAUUGUCAUCCCCAUGUCACUGACCAAAGUGGAGAAGCUGCAGUACAAAGACAUCCUCACACCGCGGUGGCGGCUGCUGUCCAGCCAGUCUCCGAGAGAGAAAGAGACAGAGAGGAAGGAGGACAGUGAGGAAGCACAGGUUGAGGAGCUCAGCGAUGAAGCCUUUGCUCAGAGGUACGUUGCUUUGGAGAAGAAAGAGAAACUGCGCUGGUCCUCCUGGGGAAAGAGAAAAUGCUUCAGGCAUCUUACAAGAUCUGGCAGCAGGCUGUCAGGCGGUGGGGGCGGGGUGUUCACAUCAGGAGAGGAGAGCUCUGCGGAGUGGAGCGGUGCUCAGCUGGAAACAGACGAACAGCCGAGCUCGGAGGAGUGGCUGCCUCAGACACCGUGGGAACGACGAGUGUUUCCUCUGGACGAGGAUGAGGACGAAGCCCUCCUCUCUGACAGUUUAGUGUGUUCAGAUUCUGGUUGAUCCGCAUCAAAGAACUCCAACUCCCAGCUCUCCCCAGCACAAGCCUCAGGUGCUACACUGCCCUCUGGUGAACAAAGCAGCAGCAUUACACCUCAAGGCAGCUGAGGGAGCUGUGCCUUAACCCUUUUUAU
Molecule: messenger RNA, 3210 nt
Organism: Hippoglossus stenolepis (Pacific halibut)
Lineage: Eukaryota; Metazoa; Chordata; Actinopteri; Pleuronectiformes; Pleuronectidae
Gene: kansl1l
Product: KAT8 regulatory NSL complex subunit 1-like
Cellular component (GO): NSL complex
Molecular function (GO): histone acetyltransferase binding
Source: RefSeq, a predicted model, not a curated record